AUGUGCAGUGGAGGAGCAGUGAAGUGUUUCUGGUGGGUGGUGUGGCGGGUUUGUGAAGAUCGGGGGAUUUUGGGGAUUUUUAACGGUAGGGGUGGUGGUGAUGAUUUAUGCAACACACUGCUUGCAGCUAGGACUGGUAGUCGUGCUAGGGUUGGGCCUUUCAGAUGGUGGGUGGUGCUGGGGUUUGGGGCUUCGAUGGUGGUGGUGCUUGGAUUUGGGGCUUCGAUGCUAGGUGGUGCUGCGAUGGUGGUUGUGCUUGGAUUUGGGGCCCAUUGCGAAACCAAAAUUUCGAUUCGCAGUUCACUAUGUGGGUUCUCAUCCCAAGCCGUCCAAGUUCCUGUAAUGCCACCAGUACCAACCUCCAAGUUCGAUUCUCAUGCAUACGCAGGUAUCCUCCAGAAUUCCAUAAGCAAUGGCGAUCCUAUUACCGGGAAAGGCAUUCACUGUCAUGUCCUGAAGAGAGGAAAUUGCAUGGAUUUAUUUGCAUCGAAUAUUUUACUUAACAUGUAUGUGAAAUCUGACCUGUUGUUGGAUGCUCGUAAUUUGUUUGACGAAAUGCUCGAAAGAAAUACGGUAUCAUUUGUUACUUUAAUUCAGGGUUACUCGCAAUCCUCGCGAUAUGUUGAAGCUGUUGAAUUAUUUGUUAGAUUACAUAGAGAGGGUCUUGAGCUUAACCCAUUUGUCUUCACUACUAUUUUGAAGUUGCUUGUCAGUAUGGAUUGGGCAGAGUUAGCUUGGAGUAUUCUUUCGUGCAUUCAUAAGCUUGGUCAUGAUGAUAAUGCUUUUGUGGGAACUGGCCUUAUUGACGCCUUUUCAGUUUGUGGCUCUAUUGACAUUGCUAGGAAAGUGUUUAACGGGAUUGUGUACAAGGACACGGUUUCUUGGACUGGGAUGGUGGCUUGUUAUGCUGAAAAUGAUUGUUUUAACGAGGCGUUGGAACUCUUUUCUCAAAUGCGGAUAUUGGGGUUGAAGCCAAACAAUUUUACGUUUACUGGUGUUUUUAAGGCCUGUCUUGGUCUAGAAGCUGUUGAUGUGGGGAAGAGCAUCCAUGGGUCUGUCUUAAAAAGUCGAUAUGAGUUGGAUCCUUAUGUCGGUGUUGCGCUUCUUGACUUGUACACCAAGUCUGGAGAAAUUGAGGAUGCUCGGUUGGUAUUUGAGGAGAUUCCCAAAAGUGAUGUAAUUAUUUGGAGUUUCAUGAUUGCACGGUAUUCUCAGAUUGACCGGUGUAAAGAGGCUUUGGAACUAUUUGGUCAGAUGAGGCAUGCAUUGGUUAUCCCAAAUCAGUUUACUUUUGCUAGUGUGUUGCAAGCAUGCGCAACUAUGGAGGUAUUAGACUUGGGAAGGCAAGUCCAUUGCCAUGUACUGAAGGUUAGUCUUGAUUCAGAUGUAUUUGUUUCCAAUGCCCUCAUGCAUGUGUAUUCUAAAUGUGGAAGGAUGGAGAAUUCAAUGGAACUCUUUGUGGAGUCGACAAACAGAAAUGAAGUAACUUGGAAUACAAUGAUUGUUGGCUAUGUGCGGUUAGGAGAUGGAGAGACGGCUUUCAAUCUGUUAAAGAAAAUGAUUAAAGACCAAGUUCAGGCGACUGAGGUGACAUACUCUGCUGUUCUCCGUGCUUGUGCUAGCUUAGCAGCCUUGGAGACAGGCAUUCAAAUACAUUCCUUGACCAUUAAAACCAUUUAUGACCAAGAUGUUGUCGUGGGCAAUGCUUUGAUUGAUAUGUACGCUAAGUGUGGGAACAUUAAGGAUGCUCGUUUAGUCUUUGAUAUGAUAUGCAAUCGAGAUGUAGUCUCAUGGAAUGCUCUAGUCUCAGCAUAUUCCAUGCAUGGUCUGGGUGGCGAGGCUUUGAGAAUAUUUGAGAGAAUGCGGAAAACAGAUGUAAAACCUAACCACCUGACUUUUGUUGGUGUUCUUUCAGCAUGUAGUAACACGGCUCAUUAG
Messenger RNA from Ilex paraguariensis (yerba mate), 1938 nucleotides. The record is from the annotation of a GenBank genome assembly. NCBI's taxonomy places the organism in Eukaryota, Viridiplantae, Streptophyta, Magnoliopsida, Aquifoliales, Aquifoliaceae.